Messenger RNA from Polypterus senegalus (gray bichir), 3832 nucleotides. RefSeq names its product protein IWS1 homolog. Gene Ontology annotation, cellular component: nucleus. Lineage: Eukaryota; Metazoa; Chordata; Cladistia; Polypteriformes; Polypteridae. The transcript is spliced from 15 exons. Gene Ontology annotation, biological process: poly(A)+ mRNA export from nucleus. The coding region runs from base 301 to 2907 and encodes 868 amino acids. The record is from RefSeq and is a predicted model, not a curated record.
AGGCUCCAUCUUGGGGUACUGAAGUGCGAGAGCGAGAGAGAGAGAGAAAGUAGAAGCGAACGUGUGUUUAUUUUGGAACUACUGUUCUGCUUUUUUGCGAUUAUUCCCUACUCUCGGUACACUUUUAAGAUACAGUUUCCAGGGGGAAACUUCUGACGCUUUGCUUGGCAGGAUAUAAGCCGCAGAUCGCUGAAGCCGGGUGGGUAAGGCCCCCGCUUACGACUUGUCUGUAAAGAGGUCUUGAGCGGUUGUGUUGGCUGUACACUGAAAAAAAGCAUUGGAAGUGACGGUGUCGCGGCGAUGGACGUAGAGGAAGAGGAGUUCUUUUCCGGUAACCAGUCAGAUGAUGGAGGCGCAACCCCAGUCCAAGACGAACACGAGUCAGGGUCCGAAGCAGAGAUGGAGACUUCACGGCGGCAGUCUGGAUCGGAGACUGGAAGUGCUGGUCGACAUUCCGAGGAUGAGCAAAGUGAAGAAGGAGCUCCUGCACGUGACGUCCAGAGACAUGGUAUAGCCAGCGAUUCAGAAAAUGAAGAUCCUCCCAGAGCAGCAGAAAGUGACUCAGAAAAUGAGGACAUUCCUAGUCGUAGAGACAGUGGCUCUGAAAAAGAGGAUGCUCAUAAACAUAGGGAUAGUGACUCUGAAAUUGAGGAUUCUCCCAAACGAAAGCAUGAUGACUCUGAAAAUGAAAUCUCAAAACAAAUUGAUAGUGAUUCUGAGGAUGAGAAGGCUCCUAAGCAUAUAGCUAGUGACUCUGAGGAUGAAGCUGCUGAGAAACAUCGACCCAGUGACUCGGAGGAUGAGGAUACACAGAAGCGAAGGGCCAGUGACUCAGAGGAUGAGGAUGCACAAAAUGCACAAAAGCGAAGGGCCAGUGACUCGGAGGACGAGGAUGCACCAAAGCGAAGGGCCAGUGACUCGGAGGACGAGGAUGCACCAAAGCAAAGAGCCAGUGACUCGGAGGACGAGGCUGCGCCAAAGCGAAGAGCCAGUGACUCAGAGGACGAGGAUGUGUCAAAACGAAGGGCCAGUGACUCUGAAGAUGAAAUUGCACCGGUGCGAAGAGUUAGCGACUCUGAGGAUGAAGAUGUGCAAAAGGGUAUGGCUAGAGACUCUGAUGGAGAGAAUGCUCCUAAGCACAAGGUCCAUGAUUCAGAGAGCAAAGCUGCUGCAAAACGUAGAAUCAGUGAUUCUGAGGAUGAAGGUUCACCAGAACGUAGGGGCAGUAGUCACAAGGAUGUCCCAAAAUACAGGGCCAGUGACUCUGAGGAUGAAGACACUCCAAAACAUUCAGUCAGGAACACUGAGCACAACGAUGAUGAUGUUGAUUCUGAAAAUGAACUUGUGCCUAAGCAAAAGCGUCGCAUAAAAUCUGAUGAUGAUGCAGACAGUGAUAAAGAAAAUGAAAGUAAACGAAAACGGCAAAAGCGUUCUGAAAGUGAGGAUGAGGAGGACAUACCAACCAACAAGCUUGCAGCAGGUGAUGACAGUGAUAAAGAGCAAGAUCAAGUUCAACAACGCCGCUCAGUGGCUGAUAGUGAUGAAGAUGGAGAUCAAGAAGAAGAAAAACCAGCUAAGAGAAAGAAAGCAAUUUUGUCAGACAGUGAAGACGAUGAAGCAAAAGAAGAAUCUCCUGUUAAGAGGAGCCGCAUUCUUUCAGAUGCAGAUGAUUCAGAUAGUGAUGCACACUCUGACACAUCUAAGAAAGCUGCCAAUAAGAAAUCCAAAGUCUUUGGUUCCAACAGUAGUGAUGAUGAUGAUGAGGAAGAGGAAAAAGAGAACUCUGGAAAAAAAGAUGGAAAAGCAUUGUUUGGCAGUGAUAGUGAAGCAGACGAUGAAGAGGAGAAAAUGAUUGCAGACAUCUUUGGAGAAUCUGGUGAUGAAGAGGAGGAAGAGUUUACUGGGUUUAACCAGGAAGACUUGGAGGGAGCAAAGAAUCAGGAAGAGGCAGCAGUAAAAAAAGCUGCAGCAGCAGCAGAGUCCGAUUCAGAUGAUGAAGUUGAUCGAGGAGGCAAAGACACCAGUUUCAUGUCAGAUUUUGACAUAAUGUUAGCAAGAAAAAAAGCAGCAAGUGGAAAGCGUCGGCGCAAUCGAGAUGGGGGGACAUUCAUCAGUGAUGCAGAUGAUGUGGUCAGUGCUAUGAUCACCAAAAUGACAGAAGCAGCAGAGGAGGAUAGGACGUUAAAUAGUCAGAAAAAGCCUGCAUUGAAGAAGCUGACUCUGUUACCAACUGUUGUCAUGCACCUAAAAAAGCAAGACUUAAAGGAGACCUUUAUUGACAGUGGGGUCAUGACUGCCAUUAAAGAGUGGAUUAGUCCACUCCCAGACAAAAGUUUGCCUGCUUUGAAGAUCAGAGAGGAACUACUCAAGAUUCUGCAAGAGUUGCCCACCGUUAGCCAGGAAACCUUAAAACACAGUGGAAUUGGUCGUGCUGUCAUGUGUCUGUACAAGCAUCCAAAAGAAACACGUGCUAACAAGAACCUUGCAGGAAAGCUUAUUAAUGAAUGGUCACGACCGAUCUUUGGAUUGUCAUCUAAUUACAAGGGUAUGACGAGAGAAGAAAGGCAACAGAGGGAUUUGGACCAGCAGGUUGCACCUCGCCAGCGACUUAGUUCUGGAGGUCAAACGCCCCGUCGAGAUUUGGAGAAGGUGCUGACAGGAGAAGAGAAGGCACUGCGACCUGGAGACCCUGGAUUUUGUGCACGGGCACGAGUGCCCAUGCCCUCCAACAAAGACUAUGUUGUACGGCCUAAAUGGAAUGUAGAUGGAGAAACUAACAGAGCACCAACCAAGAAGGGUUUAUCCCGGGUUGACAAACAAAUGCGCCGAUUUGCUGACAUCAAGAGGCUGACCAAGCCUGCACAUGCUGUGAAGAUCAGUGUAGAGGGAAACCGGAUGCCUUUGUGAUUUUUGUUCUCAGGCCAACACUCCACCUCAGAUUCAGCCACAACCCUCCUUCCCUCCCUCCCUCUCCCUCCCUCUCCCUGUCCCCUUCCUACACAAAUUUUUAUUAAUUGUUAUGUUUUUUGUCAUCUCUAUUGUUUAGUCCCAUGGCUCAGCCCUGGUGGUAAGGGGUUAUCUACAUAAGUGUCUGGGUAUCUUAAAGACUGUAAUAACUUAAGAGGGCUCUAUGUUUCCUUCAAUUUCUGAUGCAGGCUUAUAGGGUUUUCUCAGUGGGAAAGAACACAUUUCAUCAGCAGUGUGCUUAAAAUGGAGUUUCUUGUACAGAAAGAGAGCCACAGUUUUAUUUCUCUGUAAUGUUAUUGCAAUUGUUUAUGAAUAAAAUGUCAUAACGUUAUUGAUUUUUCUACUUCAGCCUUUCAGAGUCUGUUGUUCUGGUAAAUUACAAUUGUUUAGUACAGGGUCUUGGCUUAUCCUCCAGGUUUUUGUAAGACACGAAUGCUUUCUUUGAUUUUUUUUUUAUUGAAUCUGUAACUGUAAAUAAUUUAUUAAUAAAACUAAAUUGAAUUGCACUCUAAACACAUUUUAGCUUAUAUAGAGGAUAGCCAUAAUUAAUAAAAAUAACCCAAUUGACUUUACAGUAUUUAUGAAAGUAAACAAUGUUAAUAUUAUUACCUACAAUAAUUUUAUGUCUGUGGUGGGCAAGUGCCCUGCCCGGUGUUUGUUUGAUGCCUUGUGCCCUGUGUUGGCUGGGAUUGGCUCCAGCAGACCCCCGUGACCCUGUAGUUAGGAUAUAGCGGGUUGGAUAAUGGAUGGAUGGGUAAUCUUAUGUAAUGCAAAUUUUUUUUGGUACUUGUAUUAUUUAUCCCCUCAGGAGUUUUGAAAAAUCCCAAAAUGUCAACUUGCCAGUCUGAAAUGAUUAUCAUUAAAA